AUGUCACGCCAAACUUCUCGACUGGAUGCUAAAAAAGUGAAUUCGGAGUUGUUAACCCUUACUUAUGGAGCCUUAGUUUCUCAAAUGCUUAAAGAAAUAGAAAACCCAGAUGAUGUAAAUAAGCAACUAGAAAGAAUUGGAUACAACAUGGGAGUCAGGCUUAUUGAAGAUUUUCUGGCUCGAACUACUUCUAAUCGGUGCUUGGAGAUGCGAGAGACUGCUGACAAAAUACAGCAGGCAUUUAGGUUGUACUUAAAUAUGCAACCCACAGUAACAAGCUGGAGCAGUGCAGGAGAUGAGUUCUCAUUGGUCUGGGAUCAAUGUCCACUGAGUGAGUGGGUUGAAAUGCCAAAUAAUGGUUUAAAAUACUGUGCUUUAAUACCUGGAGCUAUUAGAGGUGCUUUACAAAUGGUGCAGCUCGAUGUGCAAUGUUGGUUUGUGCAGGAUCAACUAAAAGGUGAUACAGUAACUGAACUCAGAGUGAAGUAUAUCAAACGAUUAGAGGAUGCAGUACCAGCUGGUGAAGAC
Brenthis ino (lesser marbled fritillary) is the source of this 528-nucleotide messenger RNA. Lineage: Eukaryota; Metazoa; Arthropoda; Insecta; Lepidoptera; Nymphalidae. The record is from the annotation of a GenBank genome assembly.